AAAACAUCAUCGAACAUAUCGAACAUGUCGAACAUGUCGAACACAUCGAACGCAUUGAACACAUAGAACCCGAUCAUCCAUUAGCACCGGAUGAAAAUUAUGGAUAUCUUUUGGAAGAAUGUCAAAAAGGAGAUUCGGACUUAGCUAAAGAAGAAUUUCUUCAAAUCCUGGUGGAGCUAUGUAUGCAACACGAAUUUAUGAGUGAGAAGUUUAUGGAAGAAGGAAACGCAGAUGGUAAUUUAUUACAUGGUCCUUCAGCAAACCAUGAUUCAUCCAACAAUGAUUCCAUAAGGACAGAAAUUAUUUUGUUCAAGGAGC
Messenger RNA from Plasmodium cynomolgi strain B, 318 nucleotides. RefSeq names its product SICAvar-like protein. The annotation marks the transcript as partial. NCBI's taxonomy places the organism in Eukaryota, Apicomplexa, Aconoidasida, Haemosporida, Plasmodiidae. The record is from RefSeq and is a predicted model, not a curated record. The transcript has 2 exons.